Octopus bimaculoides (California two-spot octopus) is the source of this 1693-nucleotide messenger RNA. Its product is annotated as lysosomal alpha-glucosidase. NCBI's taxonomy places the organism in Eukaryota, Metazoa, Mollusca, Cephalopoda, Octopoda, Octopodidae. Gene Ontology annotation, biological process: carbohydrate metabolic process. The record is from RefSeq and is a predicted model, not a curated record. Gene Ontology annotation, molecular function: carbohydrate binding; alpha-1,4-glucosidase activity.
AAAGGCCGCUCACUGCUCACAUCGACACACAAGUGUUGAACAACUGUUUGAGAAGAGAUACUGUGUGUGUCUUUUUUUUUUAUAACCAACUGACUAGCUUUUGUUUUUUUUAUAUUAUACUAACUUCUGUGUUACCACCUAUACACAUAUAUAUAACGCAUAUAUUUACACACACACACACAUAUAUAUACAUAUAUAUAUUGAAACAUACACUUUGGUACUUAUAUUUAUAAAUAGUUACUUCCUCCGCUUUUCUCUCUCUCUGAUUGGAAACCACUUUGAAAGUAAAUAUAUAUACACAGGGACGGGUAUAUAUUUAUGUGCAUAGAGACAGAGAGAAAGAGAGAGAGAGAGAGAGGGAGACAGGCAUUUCUGUUAUUGUCUAUAAAUACACUCGUGUGUGCGUGCAUUUAUAUAAUAUAUAUGUGAUGUAUGUAUAUGUUAAUAAAAGUACAUUAUAGCGCAUAUAUAUAUAUAUAUAAUAUAUUAGUCACUCAGGUUGUUAACGUCGAUGUAUGACGAUAUUUGGCUGGUAAACGAACGAACGAACUAGUAAACCGCAAGAGAACUCGUAUACACACACACACACACACACACACAGCCAACCAUGGCCAGCCAGAAGGACGAUGUGGAACAUUUGAUUCGGUCAAGCGUACAGAGCAUCGACAGUGUUGGUAUUAACAGUAGUGGUCGAGACGAUGUAUCCACCGUGUCCUUGUCCAUUGCCUCACUGGCCGAUUCCACUACCAACCUCUACGAGACCAGACCGCACAAAGUCGCCCACAAGAAGUCUAAGCCGGUUCACAGUGCCCUGGGUGCGAGUAAAGGUUUCCCAGUCGACAACCAUGGCGAGAAAUCAGUCCAGGCGGAUGACAUCGACGAAAACGAUGGACACAACGGCAAGAAAAAUGACAAGACCUUCUUCGUUGGUGUCGGAAUCCUUUUCUCGAUUUUCGCCAUCACUUCUGCUUUUCUUCUGAUAAUCCUUCCAUGUUAUCGCAUGUUUAACUUGAAUGCUUUGUUACACAGCAAUCACACUGUCGUCCGUCAAUAUCAAGAACAUUUGGUCAGUAGCAGUGUUAGCCGAUCGGGCCCACCAUCUGUCGUGGUAAAAUACCACGAAUUGAUUCAGGGCCCAGGUCCGAGCCAUCAGUCGCUGUUAUUUCAUCAAAAGCACCACCACCAACAUUCUGAGAAAGCUGCUCCUCUUUGUGAUGUCCACCCUAAUGAACAGCGCUUCGACUGUUACCCGGACUAUUACGAAGUCAACCAACGCAAUUGUCUGUCCCGGGGUUGUUGUUGGCGACCCACCAUGGACAGGUUCCUCUCUCAAUCCGAUUCCAACAACGUGAGAGGUGUUCCGUUCUGCUAUCUCCCCGUCAAUUAUUCUGGUUACGGAAUCAUUCAGGUGAACCAAAGCCGGACCGGGGCCACCAUGGAGUUAAUAAAAACAUCGCAAUCCUCAAUAUGGCCCGAAGAAGUUCGUAUGCUCAAAGUUGUUAUUACUUAUGAGACUCCACAACGACUUCAUUUCAAGAUUUUUGACCCAGAAAACACCCGGUAUGAGGUACCUAUUGACGUUCACAAACCGGCCAAACUGACGGACAUAGCGAACUGUGAUUAUGUAGUUUCUUAUGUAAAAAGGCCAUUUGGACUUGUGGUCAGGCGGAAAUCCACAAAGAAAGUGAUGUAA